GAGAUUUGGCAGGUCGUGCAGAACUAUUGGGGAAAACAUCUCUAAAGAUCUGGAACGUGACCCGGACAGACUCAGCCCUUUAUCGCUGUGAGGUGGUUGCUCGAAAUGAUCGCAAGGCCAUUGACGAGAUUGUCAUUGAGCUAACGUGAUUGCACUUAGGCUGUAGAACGACUGAACUGGCUGCUUUGUAGAGAAGAGAUUGGAAGGGGACAAAACGUGGAGCAGGGGCUCCGCUUCACUGCCAAGAGAAGGAGGGCUACCCCCCACCACACUACAGCUGGUACCGCAACGACGUGCUGCUGCCCACAGAUUCCAGAGCCAACCCCCGAUUUCGAAAUUCCUCUUUUCUCUUAAACUCUGAAACAGGCACUCUGGUUUUCAGCGCCGUUCACAAGGAGGACUCUGGGCAGUAUUACUGCAUCGCUUCUAAUGACGCAGGUUCAGCCAGGUGUGAGGAGCAGGAGAUGGAAGUCUAUGACCUGAACAUCGGCGGAAUUGUUGGUGGGGUUCUGGUUGUCCUUGCUGUACUGGUCCUAAUAACAGUGGGCAUCUGCUGUGCAUACAGACGUGGUUACUUCAUCAGCAAUAAGCAGAAUGGGGAAAGUUACAAGAAUCCAGGGAAGCCAGAUGGAGUUAACUAUAUCAGGACAGAUGAGGAGGGCGACUUCAGACACAAGUCCUCAUUUGUGAUCUGAAAUCUGACGGUGUGGCCGAGAGCACAUGCAAUACCUCUACUGGAAAUUUCUAUCGAGAGCAACCUGGAGCGAAGUGAACUUGGACAGAGCUAGACACCUGUGCAAAAGCUUUUUGUUUUGGCCAAAGUUGACCGCUACUUCUUACUUUUUAACAAGCCACGUGAAUAAAAGAAUUUUCCUCAAGAUGCACACAGUCAUCACAAGAGAAAGAAAUUGAGUGGGUUCCCGGAGGUGGAUUCUAGUCUUGGGCCUGGCCUCCUACCUGAUUGGUGGGAGGAUUUGGAAGCUCUUGCUCACAGACUCUGCUGAGGUGGGCACUGUGGCCCUGGGAAGCCAGUUGAUUUGCCACUUGCUGUCAUCAGCCAGGGUGAGCCCCACUUGAGGGGUGACGAGGUAGCUGUGUCACGCCAGCAGUGUAGGGCUUGGUAAUGUGAAUCCCAGCGUGAAACCCUGCAGCUGCAAAGUUUGAAUCACUGAGACUCCAGAACAGAGGCUUUUAAUGCAAUGACUUUGUCUCACAGUGGUCCACAGACAGCCCUGCCCCAUUUCUUUUUAAAGGCAUUGUCGAUCAGUGUUAUAGUAACCAUCUUGGAGAAUCUUUUUGGAUCAGCAUUUUAUAAAAACAGGCAAAAUCCAGGUCAAUUGCUUGUUGAAAGGGGCCUUCUUUCUUGCCUGUAGGAACCCUGCUUGUCCAUGGAGGGUUUCAGUAUUUAAGGAAAACCUCCAUCUUAGGCUAAAUCCAAAAUGGUACUAAAAUAACAUUCUGCUUUUCUAUGGGUGUUUAUUUUAUAAAAUUUUACAUUCUAAAUUUUUGCUAAAGAUGUAUUUUGAUUAUUGAAAAGAAAAUUUCUAUUUAAACUGUAAAUAUGUUGUCAUACAAUGUUAAAUAACCUAUUUUUUACAAAAAGUUCAACUUAAGGUAGGUGUUCCAAGCUACUCGUGUUAAAUUGGAAAAUGUCAAUAAUUAAAAGUAUCUUAUCCGAAGGAAUCCUAUCAAGGCUUACUGGAACAUUCCUUUUUCCACGUUUGUAGCAUUUUUCACAAGAGAACUUACGCCCUCUAUACAUCAGACCAUUGUUGCUUAGGAAACCUAUAAAAAUUCCAGUUGAGUAAUGUCAAAAUCUGUUUGCAUCUCUCCAAAAGAAACAUAAACUGUUAGGUUAGCCUUGAACUACCUCUUCCUUCGAUUACGAAAACUACCUAUGCCCAAAGACCACCCAGAAGCUUUUAGACAUAUGUGUGCAAACCAUGUUAGUCAACUCCAGGGUUGAGUCAUAUGCCCGUCCAAGUGGGUACUGGCCACUAACUUCUAAGGCUAGCCAGCAUGUCCCUUUCAACCUUUAAUGCUCUGGCUUUGUGCCAUUAGCUUUAAUAUGCUCAUGUGCCACAGGCACUUGGCUCAGCCUAGGACAGUUGUAAGGUGCAUACUUCAGGAAAGGUGGGUCUUCUCCAUGUGGCACCACUGGGACACAGCUCUUACUGAUUGCCGAUGGCUCCUGAAACAAAGCAGCUAUUGCUAUUGGGUUUUUCGGUUCAUUUUACUUAUUCGUGUAGUUCAUAAGACUGUCCAGGGCCAAAGGCCGGUUUGAAAUCAAAUCUGUCAACCGUGAUCUUUUUUAAAGGAAAUGAAUUCCACCAUUCCUCUUUGGCACAGAGAAAGCAACGAGACACCGCAGGUUCUCACUUCCCAGUAAACCGUACGUGGCGGCAGCCGGGCCAGCCCUUUGGAGACGAUCAGGGGGUGCAGCCGGGGCGAAAGCCUGAUGGUGAGAGGAAGGUGCCCAAUCAAAGGCAGUGUUCCCAUUUUGAUUUUAGAGUUUUUAUCUACCCCAAGACACGGCUCACUUUGUGGGGGACAUUAGAAACAUUCAAAAGCCUUUGUUCUUCAAGAGCAGACGUUCUUAGCCUCAGAUGCAUUGCUGUGUUAACUCAUGAUAUGAAGCGGUUUGAAGCAGAGCUUCUCAGAGGAAUGCCUCCGAUUCCAUUGUGUGCUUAGAGGAUGGUUUUUAUAUAGAAGAAUGUAGUCAUCUUGGGAUUAAACUUUCAGUGUCUUACUUUUUUUAUACUUUGAGGUUUUUUUAAAUUAAAUACUUGAGACUUAUGUUGACUUUUCUUUUUAAAGUUAGGUGAAACACUUUGCCACAGGCUACUUGGCAGAGGCAGUUGGCAGCUCUUUCUAAUUGUUUAAUGGUACCUAUCUUUGCAUUUGUGUCUUGAAUGCUUAGAAUUCAGACUAUCCUUCCAUCUUCACCUCCUCUUGGUAGAAAGGGAUAGCUUCCUCCUUCUCUAAUUGUUGGAGAAUCAACUCUAGCCUCCAUCUUGGUUGUCAGUGAUAGGGUGGCCUUACUGCCUCCUCCUUAUGCCCUAAAACCUCCUACCCUAGUGCCACGUGAACCAGGUCUCACAGAGGAGAGAGAAGUGAAAUGUGGAGUCUGGGAAGUAGUUGCCUUUACUGUAAAAAUGUAGACAGAAAAGGAACAUUCAUGUUUUUUCAGAUGUGAAUGUGACUAAAGACUCACGGCCUCUACAAGGUUGUUGUGGCCUUUGGUGUGGCUGUUGCUGUACAUAGAUGUUAGACUUGUACUAACACACCUGUAAGUUGUAUUGGUUAAACCUCCAUAAAAGCUUAAAAAAAAAA
Molecule: messenger RNA, 3333 nt
Organism: Hipposideros armiger (great roundleaf bat)
Lineage: Eukaryota; Metazoa; Chordata; Mammalia; Chiroptera; Hipposideridae
Gene: JAM3
Product: junctional adhesion molecule 3
Exons: 6
Biological process (GO): cell-cell adhesion; cell migration
Cellular component (GO): cell-cell contact zone; plasma membrane; protein complex involved in cell adhesion
Molecular function (GO): protein homodimerization activity; integrin binding; cell-cell adhesion mediator activity
Source: RefSeq, a predicted model, not a curated record